UUACACUAUGCCCUAUGUUCAUUAGCGAGUUCUGAGCUCAUCAUUAUAAUAUCAACUUUAAAGUUCAUAUGGCGGAGUUGUUAACAAACAGUUGCUAAUAUACACCUCCAGUAGUUACAGAGCAGCAUUAUCAUUCAUUUGGAGUCCUGUUUGUGUCAACCUGAUAAAUCCGGGCUGGACUCCUGUGCCUCUUAGUGCAUGUGAGCGUGCACCACUGGCUAGCUCAUACAGCGGUUACAGUGGAUAACGCCAUCCCGACCGUCAGCGUCGCAGCGGAAGCGUAGUGCCCACCCUCCGGUUCCCCCUCAGAGUCCAGAUUGAGAUCCGAUCGCUCUGUCUGAAAGGGCUGAGAGGAAGCAUCCGGAGGCUGCACUACGCACGGGCUUGCAGAGGAGAGUGUGGUGAGGUGCCUAAUGCACGGACACAUCAGCCUCAAAACGCAACCGUUUAGGAGGAGAGGGCCUGCAAACGUGACUUUGAGCUCCAGCGCCACCAUGGAUGAAGAACAGUGCUACUACAACGAGACCAUCGCCUUCUUCUACAACCGCAGCGGCAAGACCCUUGCUACUGAAUGGAACACCGUCAGCAGGCUGGUGAUGGGCCUGGGCAUCACCGUGUGCAUCUUCAUCAUGCUCGCCAACCUCCUGGUGAUGAUCGCCAUCUACGUCAACAGGAGAUUCCACUUCCCCAUCUACUACCUGAUGGCCAACCUGGCAGCUGCUGACUUCUUCGCCGGACUGGCCUACUUCUACUUGAUGUUCAACACGGGACCGAACACCAGGCGCCUGACCGUCUCCACGUGGCUGCUGCGCCAGGGCUUGAUUGACACCAGCCUGACGGCGUCCGUGGCCAACCUGCUCGCCAUCGCCAUCGAGCGCCACAUCACCGUGUUCCGCAUGCAGCUGCACACGCGCAUGAGUAACCGUCGCGUGGUGGUGGUGAUUGUCAUAAUCUGGACCAUGUCCAUAGUCAUGGGGGCCAUCCCCAGCGUGGGCUGGAACUGUAUCUGUAGUAUCAAGGAUUGCUCCAACAUGGCGCCGCUUUACAGCAACUCCUACCUGAUCUUCUGGGCAGUGUUUAACCUAGUGACUUUUGUUGUCAUGGUGACGCUAUAUGCCCACAUCUUUGUCUAUGUGCGCCAGAGGACCAUGAGGAUGUCGCGGCACAGCUCCGGACCACGACGCAACCGAGAUACCAUGAUGUCUCUGCUGAAAACCGUGGUGAUUGUUUUGGGUGCGUUCAUCAUCUGCUGGACCCCCGGCCUGGUCAUCCUCCUCCUCGACGUCUUCUGCCCCAUCUGCAACGUCCUCACCUAUGAAAAGUUCUUCCUGCUUCUCGCCGAGUUCAACUCGGCCAUGAACCCCAUCAUCUACUCCUACCGCGACAAGGAGAUGAGCGCCACCUUCAGGCAGAUCCUGUGCUGCCAGCGGCAGGAGAAUGUCAACGGGACAGCGGCGGAGGGAUCCGACCGGUCGGCAUCGUCCGUCAACCACACGGUGCUGAGCGGCGGUAUACACCACCACCACCACCACCACAAUAAUGAACACUCAGUGGUAUAAACGGAGAGGCUGGAGAUCACGGAGAUUAACCCAACUGCUCGAAGGGGUUAAUUUGUCUUGGAGAUACUGACUGAAACAAGGUAAACGGCAGCAUGGGAAGGUCGGGAGGGACUGCAAAUAUGAUACGAACUGAAGACAGUAACGUGAUAAAUUUGAGAAUGAAGAUUAGGUAGAUGUUAUGAUGAGCUGGAUGAGAUCACAAUGAAGAAGAGGAUGGUUACAUGAAGUAAGAUGACAAGACUUUAUCGCUGUGUGGAGGAAGAAAAGGGGGGGGUCUGAUCUUCAAGGACUCUGAUAGGCUGUUAGCAUUUUUGUGUAGUUGUUUAUUAUUUUUUGUGUUGUUAAGGACAACGCUGAUAUGAACUAUUUAAAAGUAAUCUGUGAAAUGAAGGUAAUGCCAGUACUCCAGUCUUCUCUAACUUUGUAUCCUCUAGACAUAGGUUUCAGACUUUUCCCCCUUGAUCCCCAUUCAUUCCAAGGUCCCAUAACAUCAUACACACACAUGUUACAUACAGACACCAUGACACUACCAUCGGAGUUUCCUUCACAUCCAUUUGAAGACUCAUUUUUGGGUGUGAACCCACUAUUCUUUCUUUUUUCCUUUAUGAUUGGGAGGAAAGACUUCAAAUCUGGAAAAAUGCAACCAGCACAUGCAGUUUUGUGCUCAUAACGUGCAACCGUGAAUGACCUUGUGGAGACUCAAGGAUUUUCUUGGUAGUAUUUGGAGGUUUAACUUUUUUCAAAAUAUAGGCGUCAAAGUGAAAAAUGUAUCGGACAUCCUGCCAAUGCUUCUUAAAUAGAUAAAUAUAUCAAUACUGACAUGUAUGACAUGUUUAGCGACUCACCAAAAAAAUGCUGUUGUUCCCUUUAUGGAUUGUUUAAGUAACCAGAGCCACCAUUCAUUUCCGCAGCACAUUCAUCGUUCAUCCUUUAAUGACAAGUGACCUUACGACCUAAAUACUUUCGGGACUCAUUAUUCUACUGAUCUUCUUCGCCAACUAAUAAAGCUUUAAUGAGUCCAGUUUCCUCUUUUGAUCCAACUUAAAUACAUGAAGGGUCCAGGAUAUUUUGUUUAUUCCCUCUAAGGAAUUAGAGACAAGUUGUUCCCGAGAUCUUACCAAAACGGGGAGGAUGUUUGCGUUUUUAGAGCAGGCUCUGUGCCACAGUGUUAUGUGGAGACAAGGUGAAGGUCAUUUCUGGUGAGAGUUAACAGCCUUCAGAUCAUGACAUGAAAUGUGCUGAUCUGUCUGACGCUCAUGGUUUUAUUAAGUGUCCAUGAGACUGAAAAGUGGUGGGUGGUAAGCAAAUAUGAAAGUUCAUAUUAUAUUGCCCUCAUUGUGAGCGGUGACAAGAUGGGUCAUUACGUCUUUAUAGCAUGAACAUGAAGAUAAAAUGGGUGUUAAUGAGUGCCUGUCUGAAUUUUAGUUUACAAACUCAAUUUUGCCACCAAUGAUACUGUAGUUUAGACUGCAAACACUGACCUGCAAAUGUCAUGGUAGUCCAUCUAAAUGUUGUAUUUCAGUCUGGACCAAAGAGGUGGACUGGCCUACAGGCUGACCGACCCUAGCAUUGCCAUCCAUGGAGGCACACCACUAGCUUGGCCAAUAAAAAUCCAGUUUGCAAUUGGUCAGUGGUGUAAAAUUGUGUCAGUGUGCCAUGAGCAUAGCUGAGAUUUAAAUCCACUCAUUCUAUUGUAUUCCAUUAUUUCUCUCCAAAAUUUGACUGUUAAAAAUGCUGGUCCCUACUGAACCAAUACUUAGCCCAGAAUCUGUGGCUUUUUGGCCCUGCAUAUAAAAUCAUGAGCUCCAUUUCAGCUCAGCCUCUAACACCUCUUAGCUUAAAGCUAGGGUUGGUAAUGUUGAGAAUCUAGCACGAGUACACUGGAUUUUAAAAAUGAUGCAACUGAAAAACCCAGCCCAGUGUUGCCAACUCUUUUCCAAUGAAAGUAGCUAGCAUCAGGUCUAAAAGUCACUAAAUCUAGCGGGAAAGUCAGCAACACUGACAGCCCGUCCCUUCAGGCCUCCCUCCAAAGCCACUCCCCCAAAAUUCUCAUGAUGAACGUAAACAUAUCAUAAUAAACAAUCAUAUUACAGUCCUGCCACAGCCACAGAUACCAGAUUUUUGUCUCUUUUUUUUUGUCAGAGCAUUUGAUUUAUUGAUUGCUGUCAGGAUGUAAAAGAGAAUUUCAACAAAUAUAACAAUUAAACAACACUUCCAACCCUACCUUUAAAAUCCAAAAAUCUUCAACACCAAUUUGCAUCUUUUAUGGCAGCAUUUGGGGGGAAAAAAUAACAUUUUAGAGUCUGCUCAUUUCUUUUCUGUGAGGAACUCAUGAAGUUCACUCCUACAGUAUCGCAGUCUGAUAGCGUCUGCGCGGCUUUACAAACACUCCGAGGAAAGUAUGAAAACAUCUUUUCUAUUUAGCCAGAAACUGAAUGUCAUGUACGCAUUUUUUGCUGCAACAGUGUUAUUGGUGAUAUGAAGUAAAUACAGAUGUCCAUCCAAAAUAUAUGAUGUUUUUUUUUAUGUCAUCAUAUGAGAUGGUUGGGAUUAUGAUAAUGUCUUUGUGAACCAGUCUUUAUUAGCAAGUGUUACAAAUAAUUCAAAUGUUUCGCAUAUCUCUUCCUCCCUCCCUUCUCGUCCCUCCUCGUGGCAUCUUGAACUGAGACGCAUCCUGUGUUUAAAGCUUCCCAGUGAAUUAAGUUGGCACAUAUUACAGAUUCUGUACUAACCUGUCGACAGGCAUAUAGUGGGGUUCUGAUAAUGUUGAUGUAUACCUUAACUUUAUGGAAUGUUUACCCACACCACAACAUUAAGCAUUUUUAGUCUUUUGUACUGACAACAAUGACGUAUCACAGUUUACUUAUAAUACUAACAAGAUAAAGCCGAGUUGAGCCAAUGCAGUGUUGAAUGGUGAUAUCUUAUUUCCACAAGUGCACUCCCCACCUUCUUCUCUGAAUUUGAGACUCUCUAAGCCAACAGAAAGUCAGCCUGGUGAUGCUACAUGCAUGACGUACAUUGUUAAGAAUCACCAGCUGAACGUUAAGUCGUGACUUGAAUCAAAACACAUUUUGGCCAAAAUACACCCAAAGAGAGCUGACAUGAAAGCGAGGAUCACGGCCAAAAACACAGUCAGAUGUUUGCCAGGCAGCAAGAUGUUUGCAGUGCUAAAAUGAAGUCAGCUAGUAUUUUUUGCCCGUUGAAGUUGGCCAAAAUGUUGCCCUGUUUAUGAGGCAACGUAAGUUCUUUUAUUUUUUCAGCGUGUACCCAAAAGGUUGAGAGUGGGGAGUGGAUUACUUAUGGUCUUUCCCCCGUUUAGACUUUGUUUUUGGCCUUUUAAUCUCCGGGUUGUGCCUCUACAUUAUAAAAAAAAUUAACAUUUUGAGAAAAAUUCCAAGGAAACAAUCUUAGAUAUUUUCUUCUUAAACAAUUUAACUUAAAAGUUUUGCCUUUGAGUUUGUCCACACUUUACUUCUGUUAACUUCACAACAAAGCUCUGGACCCAACCCUUCAUAUUUGACAUUCACUGUAACCAUUUUUCUAACAAAAGUAUUGAUUCAGGUUAUAUAGCAAACCAACUAAACUUUCUGUCUUUGUAUGUCUCUGUUUACCAGUGUGUCACUCUUCGUACACCAUUGUAAGUAUAUGUGUACAGUAUGUAUGUAUAUAAAUAUAUAUUAUUCAAAGUUAA
Messenger RNA from Sebastes umbrosus (honeycomb rockfish), 5250 nucleotides. RefSeq names its product lysophosphatidic acid receptor 1 (gene lpar1). The record is from RefSeq and is a predicted model, not a curated record. The transcript is spliced from 5 exons. Gene Ontology annotation, molecular function: lysophosphatidic acid receptor activity. Gene Ontology annotation, cellular component: membrane. Lineage: Eukaryota; Metazoa; Chordata; Actinopteri; Perciformes; Sebastidae. Gene Ontology annotation, biological process: neurogenesis; phospholipase C-activating G protein-coupled receptor signaling pathway. The coding region runs from base 414 to 1559 and encodes 381 amino acids.